Molecule: messenger RNA, 495 nt
Organism: Rotaria socialis
Lineage: Eukaryota; Metazoa; Rotifera; Eurotatoria; Philodinida; Philodinidae
Source: the annotation of a GenBank genome assembly
AUGUCAUUUUUCAAGAAUUUAAUCGAUAAAAUUGAAGGUGAUAAGGGUGAUCAUCACUCUCAUGGUCACCGGUCACAACAAGGUUCGAAUAACUUUGACGAAGAUUAUCAAGGCGAGUACCAUGGCGAAGCUCCUUUUCAAGUACCUCCACGGGAGAAUCCAUAUUCACGUCAAGGAAUCUCGGAGCCGCAUAAAUCUGAAGACAGCUACGGACAACCCGAUUACAACGAACGGGAGGGUUUUUCUCGUGAAUUUGACAAUGAAAGCCAAUCUCCUCGUCGGUUUGAAGAAAAUAAACGUGAAAAUCAUAAUCGAGAAGAAUAUGGGUAUGAUCGUGAAGAUCGUAAUCCAGAACGAUAUGGAAACGAUGACAAAGUCGAUCGCAAUUACAAUGAAGAAUAUAGAGGAGAACCAAGUGAUUCGCGCGAAGAACAAAAGUAUAAUCGUGAAUAUAAUCAAGAACAUAGACGUGAGGAAAAUAGUUGGCGCGAUUAA